Pararge aegeria (speckled wood butterfly) is the source of this 1767-nucleotide messenger RNA. Its product is annotated as pro-cathepsin H-like. The transcript is spliced from 13 exons. The record is from RefSeq and is a predicted model, not a curated record. The coding region runs from base 1 to 1611 and encodes 536 amino acids. Gene Ontology annotation, cellular component: lysosome. Lineage: Eukaryota; Metazoa; Arthropoda; Insecta; Lepidoptera; Nymphalidae. Gene Ontology annotation, molecular function: cysteine-type endopeptidase activity.
AUGGCAUCCUUGUACUUAGUUUUAGUUUUAGUCUCAGCUUUAGAUCCCGGUUUUACUUAUACUUUAGAUGUGGAGCAAAAAGCUGUGAUAUGGCCAGAGGUUUACCACAUGAAAGGCGAUACGAUGAAUAUUCUGUCUGGAAUUAUUAAACCUUUUGAGAUAUGGUACAGCAAAGAGGCCAACAAGUCUCGCAUAGACUACUACGGAGGCAUUGUAAAGCAUUACUAUAUCGCUGCGACUGAUGACGACUAUGGUAAAGAAUAUGUUAUUAACCCUGUGACGACAGAAGAAGUCACCAAUGUGGAUCAGUGUCGGGAAGAGAUUGGUCAGACGGAGGUCACCAACUUUUUGCCAGAAGUUGAAGGUUACACUUUUGAAGGACAAGAAACUUACAACGACAAGCUUGUGGAUGUUUGGAAGUAUUUAGACAUUGAAGAAGAUAAGGAGAAAACAGAGAUUACGUUGAUAGUGUUCCGGAAUGAAGAAGGAUUCGACAUCCCUGUGCUGAAAGAAAUCAAAGCAAGCAACCUUUGGACUGGUACGCUCUCGAGUCACAAGGUGUCGCGGUUCUACGACUUGGGCAAACCCGAGCUCGAUGAGCUGGAUUAUUCUCUAGAGGAAUCUUGCAAUGAGACAGAAGUAAUGUCAUCUGAUUUGAUGGAACAAUUACAUGCUCUGCCAACUGAGGUCGAAGAUGCGUUUACUAGUUACAUUAUUCGCCAUGGUAAAAACUAUGAAAACGAUGAACAUGAGAUGCGAAAGCAAAUAUUUAUGAAGAAUUGGAGAAACGUCGUUGAGCACAAUAAACAAAAUCUGAGUUACAAGAUGGUCUUAAACAAGUUCUCUGACUGGACUGACAACGAGUUGGCUCGCUUGCGGGCCACCAGACCUGCAGUCGAGCUCGUAGGGACCGUGCCCUUCCCGCACACCGAAGAAGAGGUUGACCAGCUGGUCCAGGAGUUGCCGGAGAACUUUGAUAUGAGGAUCGAGGGUUACAUCACCUCCGUUAAAAAUCAGGCAACGUGCGGAUCGUGCUGGGCAUUCUCAACAACUGCGGCUGUGGAGGGAGCUCUCGCUCGCAGCAACGGAGGCAGGGAUCUUGAUCUCUCAGAACAGUCUAUGGUGGACUGUGCUUGGGGUUUCGACAACAUGGGCUGUUCCGGGGGCACAGUGGACGGUGCUUUCAGAUACAUCCUCAAACACGGCCUCCCGACACAAAUGGAAUAUGGAUUAUAUUUAGACGAGAUGGGUAGAUGCAAACUCGAGAACAUGACAAAAUUCUACAACAUCAGAGGCUUCGCCGCCGUGCCCCCCCUCAGCGUCAAUGCCAUGAAGGUGGCGCUGUACAAGUACGGGCCCGUGACUGUGGCUAUCAACGCCAACGAACGAGUCAUGAAUUAUAAUAAUGGAAUCUUCUUCGAUCCUACAUGUAACGAUGACUCUCCAAACCACGGCGUAGUGGUAGUCGGCUACGGAGUGAGGGACGGCGUGGACUACUGGAUCGUCAAGAACUCGUGGGGAGAGGACUACGGCGAGGACGGCUACAUUCUGUUCUCGGCCACAGAAAACAACUGCCACUUGUUGGAGGGCGCCUUCUAUCCUAUUGUCUAGACACCGAUGUAUAUUCCUAUAACCUUCGCACAUCAUAUCGAUUCAACACCGACUUAGCUCUAGAUCAGUUUCAGUAGCCUUAGUACAAGAUUCGCUGGCCCGCAAUCGUUAGUAUAUAGCGUAAUAUAGCGUCAAAGUAAAAUGCGUUUAAUGUCA